CGCGAUUUUUGUCGCUCCGCCCUCACCUCGCUAAAUAGAUCCUAGGUCUAAGUUUGUUUUCGAGAGAGUUGUGGACUCUAUUUUACUUCCUGCGCAGUGUCGCUACCAAGUCAACUUUAUCCUUUUUGUCAGGCUGGGAGAAAUUUGGUCUUGAGAGGUCUGUUUAUUUUCUUCAUAAGAAGAAAGCGGUGACAUCCCGAUGGCCUUGUGGGGAAGGAGGCGGAGCUUCUGCUUGUCUUUCAACUUCAAAGGAAAGCAAGCUCUAAAAAGCGGGCCUCAUAGAGGUAGCCAAUAGCUACUCUUUUUCUGGACUCCCGGGGCGUUCUCACGGGGGAUGGGGCGGUAGUUAUAUGAUUGCCAAUCAGAGAAGGGCAGGGCCAGCCCAUGGCGUCCGGCAACCAAUCGUCAAAGCCGGCCAGAGCGCGCUCCCUUAGUAGGUGGUUGGUGGUCGGAGCGCCGACUGCCUUCUCCUCGUCGCCAUUUUGUGUCGGAGACUGUGGCCGUCUGGGAGGAGGCGGCACUGAGUUUCCUUGGGAGGGCAGCGCGUCGGGCGCGUCUCCCCUCCCCCCUUCCUCUCUUUUGCCCCCAGCCUUGGACUUGGUUGUUGGCUCUGGUCGGCUCCCGUUGAACUAGCAGUUCUGGAGGAAGUGGCGGCUGGCGGAGGUGAUGCCUGGGAGCCCUGCCUUGACAGCCCGGACCGAGAAGGUGAGCACCUUUGCGGGUGGUGGGGGCCAAGAGUCUCUGCAUGAGGCAUCACCCAGGCAGGCAGAUCAUGGUGGCAGCGGGGGUGGCUGGGAAGUGAAACGGAGCCAGCGACUGAGGAGGGGCUCCAGCAGCUCCCAAAGAUCCUAUCAGGACAUGGAGUAUGAAAGACGAGGUGGUCGUGGUGACAGGACUGGCCGCUAUGGAGCCACUGACCGUUCCCAGGAUGAUGGUGGAGAGAACCGUAGCCGGGACCAUGAUUAUAGAGACAUGGACUACCGCUCAUACCCCCGAGAGUAUGGCAGUCAGGAAGGCAAGCAUGAGUAUGACGACUCAUCUGAAGAGCAAAGUGCAGAGGAUUCCUACGAGGCCUCCCCGGGCUCCGAGACUCAGCGUAGGCGGCGGCGGAGGCACAGGCACGGUCCCACUGGCCCGCCAGGCUUCCCCAGAGACGGCGACUAUCGGGACCAGGACUAUCGGACCGAGCAAGGGGAGGAGGAGGAGGAGGAGGAGGAGGAUGAGGAGGAUGAGGAGGAGGAGAAGGCCAGUAACAUCGUCAUGCUGAGGAUGCUGCCACAGGCAGCCACUGAGGAUGACAUUCGAGGCCAGCUGCAGUCCCAUGGUGUCCAAGCACGGGAGGUCCGGCUGAUGCGGAACAAAUCCUCAGGUCAGAGCCGGGGCUUCGCCUUCGUCGAGUUUAGUCACUUGCAGGACGCUACACGAUGGAUGGAAGCCAAUCAGCAUUCCCUCAACAUCCUGGGCCAGAAGGUAUCCAUGCACUACAGUGACCCCAAGCCCAAGAUCAAUGAGGACUGGCUGUGUAAUAAGUGUGGUGUCCAGAACUUCAAACGCCGCGAGAAGUGCUUCAAAUGUGGUGUACCCAAAUCAGAGGCAGAGCAGAAGCUGCCCCUUGGCACACGAUUGGAUCAGCAGGCACUGUCGCUGAGCGGGCGGGAGCUAAGCCAGGGCCUACUCCCACUGCCGCAACCCUACCAGGCCCAGGGAGUACUGACCUCCCAAGCCCUGUCACAGGGCUCAGAGCCAAGCUCCGAGAACGCCAAUGACACCAUUAUUUUGCGCAACCUGAACCCACACAGCACCAUGGACUCCAUCCUGGGGGCCCUAGCACCCUAUGCGGUGCUGUCCUCCUCCAAUGUGCGUGUUAUAAAGGACAAGCAGACCCAGCUGAAUCGAGGCUUCGCUUUCAUCCAGCUCUCCACCAUCGUGGAGGCAGCCCAGCUGCUGCAGAUCCUGCAGGCCCUGCACCCUCCGCUCACCAUCGAUGGCAAGACCAUCAACGUGGAGUUUGCCAAAGGUUCUAAGAGGGAUAUGGCCUCCAAUGAAGGCAGUCGAAUCAAUGCUGCCUCUGUGGCCAGCACUGCCAUUGCUGCUGCCCAAUGGGCGAUCUCACAGGCCUCCCAGGGUGGAGAGAGUGCCUGGGCUGCCCCUGAGGAGACACCAGUUGACUACAGCUACUAUCAACAGGAUGAAGGCUAUGGAAGCAGCCAGGGCACAGAUACCCUAUAUGCCCAUGGCUAUCUUAAGAACACCAAGGGUCCUGGAAUGACUGGAACCAAAGGAGACCCGGCUGGAGCUGGUCCUGAGGCCACCCUUGAGGCUGGGGCAGACUCUGUGUCACUGCAGUCUUUCUCCCGAGCCCAGCCUGGUGCUGCCCCCGGGCUUUAUCAGCAAUCAGCUGAGGGAAGCAGUAGCCAGGGCACAGCUUCCAAUAGCCAAUCAUACACCAUCAUGUCACCUGCUGUGCUCAAGUCUGAGCUCCAGAGUCCUACUCAUCCCAGCUCUGCCUUACCACCAGCCACCAGUCCCACUGCCCCAGAGUCCUACAGCCAGUACCCUGUUCCUGAUGUCUCUACUUACCAAUAUGAUGAGACAUCUGGCUACUACUAUGACCCCCAGACUGGUCUAUACUAUGACCCCAACUCCCAGUAUUACUACAAUGCUCAGAGCCAACAGUACCUAUACUGGGAUGGGGAGCGGCGGACCUACAUACCUGCCUUGGAGCAGUCUGCUGAUGGACAUAAGGAGACAGGGGUAUCAUCAAAGGAGGGGAAAGAGAAGAAAGAGAAGCAUAAGACAAAGACAGCCCAACAGAUUGCCAAGGACAUGGAGCGGUGGGCCCGCAGUCUCAAUAAGCAAAAAGAAAACUUCAAAAAUAGCUUCCAGCCUAUUAGUGCCCUACGAGAUGAUGAAAGGCGGGAAUCGGCCACUGCAGAUGCAGGCUAUGCCAUCCUUGAGAAGAAGGGAGCACUAGCUGAAAGACAGCACACCAGCAUGGAUCUCCCAAAGUUGGCCAGUGAUGACCGCCCAAGUCCACCUCGAGGGCUGGUGGCAGCCUACAGCGGGGAGAGUGACAGUGAGGAGGAGCAAGAGCGAGGAGGUCCUGAGCGGGAAGAAAAGCUCACAGACUGGCAGAAGCUAGCCUGUCUGCUCUGCCGCCGCCAGUUUCCCAGCAAGGAGGCACUCAUCCGGCACCAGCAGCUCUCCGGGCUCCACAAGCAAAACCUUGAGAUUCAUCGGCGAGCCCACUUGUCAGAAAAUGAAUUGGAAGCACUAGAAAAGAAUGACAUGGAGCAAAUGAAGUACCGAGACCGUGCAGCUGAACGCAGGGAGAAGUAUGGUAUCCCUGAGCCACCCGAGCCCAAAAGGAGGAAGUAUGGUGGCAUAUCUACAGCUUCUGUUGACUUUGAGCAGCCCACUCGGGAUGGAUUAGGCAGUGACAACAUUGGCAGUCGCAUGCUCCAGGCCAUGGGCUGGAAAGAAGGCAGUGGUCUGGGUCGCAAGAAACAGGGCAUUGUGACUCCCAUUGAGGCCCAAACACGGGUUCGAGGGUCUGGCCUGGGUGCCCGGGGCAGUUCCUAUGGGGUCACUUCAACAGAAUCCUACAAAGAGACACUGCACAAGACAAUGGUGACCCGCUUCAAUGAGGCCCAGUGAACAGCUUUGAAAGCAGUUUCUACAACGUGGGACAGAGAAGAUGAGGUGUGGAGUGGUCUGAGAGGCUCUUCUAUCUACCAACCUGCUCCCUAACCAGAGAAGCUCUCACCAAAUUAGACUUGGAGUUGGUGACUUUUGCUGGGAAAUUGGGCUCAAAUCAUGUUCCUUUUGUAAUAAAAUCUAAAA
Phodopus roborovskii (desert hamster) is the source of this 3843-nucleotide messenger RNA. It is a transcript of the gene Rbm10, whose product is annotated as RNA binding motif protein 10. The coding region runs from base 667 to 3657 and encodes 996 amino acids. Gene Ontology annotation, cellular component: nucleus. Gene Ontology annotation, biological process: mRNA splicing, via spliceosome. The record is from RefSeq and is a predicted model, not a curated record. Gene Ontology annotation, molecular function: RNA binding. NCBI's taxonomy places the organism in Eukaryota, Metazoa, Chordata, Mammalia, Rodentia, Cricetidae. The transcript is spliced from 24 exons.